This is a messenger RNA of Linderina pennispora, 1641 nucleotides long. Its product is annotated as homogentisate 1,2-dioxygenase. The transcript has a single exon. Gene Ontology annotation, cellular component: cytoplasm. The coding region runs from base 37 to 1374 and encodes 445 amino acids. The record is from RefSeq and is a predicted model, not a curated record. Gene Ontology annotation, molecular function: homogentisate 1,2-dioxygenase activity. Gene Ontology annotation, biological process: L-phenylalanine catabolic process. Lineage: Eukaryota; Fungi; Kickxellomycota; Kickxellomycetes; Kickxellales; Kickxellaceae.
CGCGAAACACGUAUAACUCUAAUCCACCACAUCAGCAUGCAUUCAUCUACCAUCACCCACAGCGACCCGUAUAAAUACCAAUCGGGUUUCGGCAACCAUUUCUCGUCGGAGGCUCUCCCAGGAGCACUGCCUAUAGGCCAAAACUCUCCCCAGGUGUGCCCGUACGGGCUCUACGCCGAGCAGCUCUCGGGCACAGCCUUCACCGUGGGCCGUGCUGGCAACCAGCGCACGUGGCUGUACCGCAUCCACCCGGCGGCCAUGCACAGGCCCUUUGAGCCGUUUCUCUCCAUUCAGAACAAGGUUAUCGGCAACUUUGAUACCAACAAUACUGUGACCACGCCGACCCAAAUUUGUUGGCUGCCGUUCGAGAUCCCCGAGUCGGAGCCGCUCGACUUUGUCACCGGUCUGUGCACAAUCGGUGGGGCCGGCGACACCGCCCUGAAGAGCGGUCUGGCCGUGCACAUUUAUGCAGCCACGGAGAGCAUGGAUAAGCGUGCAUUCAGCAACUCGGACGGUAACCUGCUGAUUGUGCCGCAGCAGGGCCGUCUGGACGUGCAGACCGAGCUUGGCCCGAUCAUGGUGGCGCCGAACCAGAUCGCCGUGAUCCAGCGCGGCAUCCGCUUCUCCGUCGGCCUGCUGGACGGACCGAGCCGCGGAUACAUCCUGGAGGUCUACGAUAACCACUUUGAGCUGCCAGACCUGGGCCCCAUUGGUGCCAACGGCUUGGCAAACCCGCGUGACUUCCAGACGCCGACGGCAAAGUACGAGCACACGAGCGACUCAUGGGAGAUCGUCAACAAGUACCAGGGUGAGAUGUUUGCUGCGCAGCAGGACCACUCGCCCUUCGAUGUGGUCGCAUGGCACGGCAACUACGCCCCGUACAAGUACGACUUGGCAAACUUUAACGUCAUCAACUCGGUCAGCUACGACCACAUCGACCCGUCCAUUUUCACCGUCCUGACCUGCAAGUCGGUUCAUCCAGGCACGGCUGUAGCUGACUUCAUCAUAUUCCCGCCGCGUUUUGAAGUACAGCAGCACACAUUCCGCCCGCCAUUCUUCCAUCGCAACUGCAUGACCGAGUUCCUGGGUCUGAUCCAUGGCGAGUACGAGGCAAAGAAGGACGGAUUCCUGCCUGGUGGUGCUUGUCUACUCUCCACUAUGACACCGCAUGGGCCAGAUACGAAGACCGUGGAAAUUGCAACUAUGCACGAGUUGCUCCCUAGACGCAUUUGCGAAGACUCUAUGAUGUUUAUGUUUGAGUCCAUGUACCAGCUGAGACUGACAAAGUGGGCAGCCAAGCACAAGCAGCGCGACCACAACUACUACAAGUCGUGGGAGGGCAUUCCGAUCAGAUUUAACCCGGACAAGAUCUAAUUUAGUAUAUAUGAAUGUCAUUUAUCCUCAUUUCUUUCCGUUUUAUUGCAGAAGUUUAACCAGGCAGUGUAGAAUAGGCUGGUACCGCUCCAUCACAUCUACACUGAACAAGGGAAGAGCCUUGGAACCCCUAUACUUUGCAAUAUCAUCUGUUGUUGGUACCGCUGCUCAACAAGUUUCUCAAAAGCGGGUUAGCGCGCCGAAGAAUAAAUAUAGUGCAGGUUUCAGCAUUCAUUCGGAUGUACCAGACUUCACUAUUUUCUGAAC